UUAUCAAAUUUAAGGUGAGAAGUUGAAAAGAAGAAAGUAGAAGGUGACCAGAUGGUGUGAUUUGAGUCAUAAGAUGUACCACGUCAACAUAUUGACAUGGCACAAUGAAGCAACUAUCAGACUUUGGUUUGUUUAGACGAGUGUAGAGAUCCGAAGUAGGCGGAGAUUAGAAUCUUCAAUAGAUUAACUUGACAACAUUUGGUGCAAACAAGUUGCUCUUAAGGAUUAAGGAUACCCCAUCACUGACUUUUAGAGAGCCUGCCUCACCCUCACCUCACCCAUAGGCUGAGGAGGGUGUCUAAUAUCAGGGCACGCGUCACUCUUGUAUUUACUCAGUCUCAUCCCUCCCCCUCCAAUCCCGCAGAUAUCCUCAGACCAUUUCAGAUUUCUCCCACCUAGACUUUUCCGUUAAAAACUUUAAAAGAAAACCACCCAAGCCACCUGCUUUCCACAGUUGGGAUGUGCAUGCGGAGACAUGACCCUUAAAGGUGGGACUAGCCAAGCAUGCGCUGCCUGCAAGUACCAGAGGAGGAAGUGCUCCUCUGAGUGUCCUCUUGCCCCUUACUUCCCUCCUGAUCAGCCCAAAAUGUUUGCCAACGCUCACAGGCUCUUUGGUGUCAGCAACAUCCUUAAAAUUCUCAAGCAAUUGGACCCUACCCAGAAACUCACCGCCAUGCAGUCCAUCAUCUACCAGGCCACCAUCCGUGAGCGCUAUCCGGUUAGCGGCUGCUUGGGUUUGAUUUGCCAACUCCAUUACCAAAUCCGCCAGACCGAGGACGAGCUUCAUGUUGUCCUUUCACAGCUUGAAAUCUGCCGCCAGCACCACCACCAACAGAUACAGAUGGCCUCUGCACCCAGCGAUUCCUCCUCUUCCCCCUUGGAGCUGGGCUGCAGUGCCCUCUCUCUCCAUCAUAACCCUCCUCCUCCUCCUCCUCCGGAAUACAGCGCUGUUUCUGUUGCUGGCGGUGGUGAUGGUGGUCUGCCUGUUGGAGUUGGACCCCAUCACCCAUAUUCUCCUACGACCAAUGCGCCUUUCAAUUUUGAUUUCCUUGAUCCCAAGGACAAUUCUCUGAAUCCUGUGUGGCCUCAGAAUUCAUUCAGUAUCACCAACAACAAUGAUAUUCACAAUUCCCUGACAAUCCAGCCUCAACCCGUUGCCACACAGCCCUUACCCCUCCAACCCCAAGCUGCCCAGGAUUAUGAUGAGAUACAUCCAUUCUUCGAUACUUUUGACGACAGACAGUCAUACGUAGAUUCCAAAGAGGCUUAUGAAUCAAGCUCGGAAUCAUCCUUCAAAGAUGCCACCCAGUCCACUGACAAUGUUGCUGAGAAUGAAUUGAAAAGCGCUGCGGCAUGCUUCAGUCUCAUCAGUCUCGGCCAAUGAUAAGAACUGGGUAGCAUUUUCAGAUUCAAUUGUAUUUCAGUCUGAGAAUUUUUUUUUUUUUUUUUUUUUUUAUUGUUUUUGUGUUAAUUUGUUUUCCUUUCAUCUUCACCAUUUCAUGACUGUUGUAGUGUUCUAAAUUUCUAUCAUAACUCCCUCUUUCUACAUUUUAAUAAUUCUAUUGAAUUUGAUGUCACAAA
Vitis riparia (riverbank grape) is the source of this 1581-nucleotide messenger RNA. Its product is annotated as LOB domain-containing protein 27-like. The record is from RefSeq and is a predicted model, not a curated record. The coding region runs from base 476 to 1384 and encodes 302 amino acids. The transcript is spliced from 2 exons. Lineage: Eukaryota; Viridiplantae; Streptophyta; Magnoliopsida; Vitales; Vitaceae.